This is a messenger RNA of Saccostrea cuccullata (small rock oyster), 1243 nucleotides long. RefSeq lists its product as uncharacterized. The record is from RefSeq and is a predicted model, not a curated record. Lineage: Eukaryota; Metazoa; Mollusca; Bivalvia; Ostreida; Ostreidae. Bases 252 to 890 code for a protein of 212 amino acids. The transcript is spliced from 7 exons.
CUAUACCAUACAUCAGUGGUUGUCUGGAUUUAAAAAAUAAGCAAUUAUCACCUCUAUAUCUAUUAACGAUGUCUGGUAACGUUUGCAGAAUCUGGGUGAUGGUUAUGUUUGGAAUCAUUUAUCUUUUCUCGGAUUCAGAAACUUCCUCUUUAUUUAAAAGAAGGACAAAGUUUCAAACAGGCUAAGACAGCUCAAAAAUAGUAUCUUCAUGCCCAACCACUGACGAUGAAUAUGAAAUACGAGCUCAGCAGAUGAACUGUGAAUCUUAUGGAAAUUGCGAUGGCGAGCCAGUUGUUUAUCAUUGUGCUAUAAAUCCAUGGAGAAAUGCAACGGUUGAAGUCUGUGCUCCUGAAACAUUUAUGACUGCUCACUACUGCCCCCAUUUUAACACGGGUGUUGGAAGAGUGCUAAAACACCAUAAGUACCCAUGUGAGGAAUGUCCUUUCAACUAUAAGUCAACGAAAGGUUACAAAUAUGAAACCUGUAAAAAUAUAACGAAAAACAAAAUAUCUAACGUGAAGAGUUAUCUUACUACAGCUACAAGAAACAAACUUCCUUUCAAGAAAUCCGAUCUGUCAAUUCGGACUGCAUUUUCAGAAGCAAUUGUUAGGAAUGCUGAAGAGUCUUUAAAUUCAAGGUCUGGGUCUAUAGAAAUCAUCAUUGCAGUUUCUGGUCUUGGAUGUCUUGCUUUACUUAUCCUUGUGAUUGUUGCCGCAGUAUUGUACAAGAAAGGAAAGCUUUUAACAAAAGAAGCGUAUCCCAAGAAGAGGACUGGAAAAGAGAGCAGUAAAGAAGACAGUUGUCCAGAAAAAGAAAAUUGUUUACAAAACAACGCAGAACACGAUAAAAGGACGAUUCCUGAUAAUUCAGAACUUCUUGGUAUAUCAUGACAUUGCCCCUAAAACAAUAGCAGUUCAAUCACAUGAAGGGUUAACAAAUCCUGUUAAAUUGCAAGUUAUUUACCUCAUUGUAUAUUAGGCAGCAAACAUGUGGAUAUAUAGAGGAUUUGUAUAUUGUGUAAUUUGAUAUUUGCUUUAUCCAACGAGUUGAUAUGGUGCAUUUAUUCGCCAGGCUUGCCGAGCGAAUAUACACCAUUUCAACUCGUUGGAUAAAGCUAAAAUAAUAUCACACAAUUAUAGAUGUUUUAUUUAUCUCGUACGACUUUUGUUUUAACAAAACCUUGAGACUCCCCCUGCUUAACUACAUGAAUGAUUGGCAAUUCAAGUUGAUGACGUAUAACUUG